AUGGGCAAGAGGGCAGGUGACGCGGGGACCCCGUCGCCUGCGAAGAAGGCGGCGGCCGCGGCGGCCUCACCAGCCGCUGCCUUUGGCGCGCCGCCCGCCGCUGCCUCUGGCGCCCCGCCCGCCGCUGCCUCUGGCGCGCCGUCGGCCCUGUGCAUCGCGCAGCUCCUCGAGACGGACCACGCGUCGAUGCAGCAGGGUCACGUCAAGGAGUGGGUGCGCCAAGUGAAGCACCACGUCGACCAUAGUUUGCUCAGCUUCCUGGGGCAGCGCAAGCGCGAGGUGUCCUUCGCGGUGCCCGCCAAGUGUUCUUUGAUUCCGCCGUUGGCCAUCACUGAUGCCGCCUCUGGCGCAAACCUCAGUUCGUUUCGCGAGGUCAUGGACUACGACGACCUGGUUGCGAGCUUCUCCCGCGCCGAGGAGUGCGAGGCAGCGGGGGCGGUGUGGAUGUUGGGCCCGAUUUGCUCGGACAUCGACGACGUCGCCGUGAGCCAGCUCGAGGGUGCCAUGGGCGUGUGGUCGGAGGAGGCGUGCUCCCUCUCCUCCAAGCGCGCGCCCUCGCGGCGCCUCUCCUUCGACGUGCCUAUCCCCGCCUUGGUGGUCGACGUCAAGGUCGCCCGGCGGCUUGAGCCUAACAAGCCUGGAGUUUGCUUGACAGAGGCUCUGGCCAUGCUCGCGGGGCGCGCGGUGGUCGUCACGUGGUGUGCUGCUAUGGGCGAGGCGCUCCAGCAGUCCAACGAAGACCGCGUGUGGCAUCUGUUCAAUGCCGCGCUGUCCGUGCCCAUCAGGAUGCGCUUGCUGCCUGAUAGCGACGCGACCCGCUUGGCCGCUCUGGCAUUUUCAGAGACGAUGUUCUCUGCGUAUGAACCGGCGUCGAAGCUAGAGGCUGUGCUGAAGGCCUACGGCCUCCAGUUCAAAGGAAAAGCGCGCGCCGCUGCGACCGCCGCGUUGCUGAAAGUUCGGCUUUUCGCGCUGGCCGAAGUGUAUUUUCCAGAACUUCGCGACCCUGCGCUUCUCAUGAGGAUCGGCUUCGCCCGCUCCGCGAGGGCUGGUUCUGACGCCAAGGCCAGGGAAUUGCUCGUUUUCAUCGUGAACAGUUUCCGCGUGGCCCGCUUGGCGGGCGACGCCCCGAAGGGCGAGGAACUGGUCGUGAACCGGGUCGUCGGGCGCGAUGGGAAGACGCCAGGGGUGCUCCACGCGCUCUUCAAGAAAAAGGAGCUCGUCGAGUACAUCUUCCACGAGGCGUUUCGCAUGAACAAGGAAGUGGGGCGCGACGUGGCGGCAUUUAAGACGCCUCUCCACAUCCUCCAGAAGUUCGCUGCCUCUGGCGCGGAUGGGCUCGCGGCUUCGCACCGCGCGUCCGACUCAGGCGGCGGCGCCGACGGGGUGGAGACAUCGUUUGCGCUCCCCGUGGCUGAGCAUCGGAACGCCGUGGAUGUCAAGACGAAGGCGACGAUCGACGUCGCGUGGCCUCUGUGGUCGAGCGCUUUCGACGACGAAAUUGCCGAGCUUGCCCAGCAGGAGUUGCAGAACGGCGCCACUGGGUUCGUCUGGCACGCGUGCCUCACCGAGACCAGCCAGGGCGUUGGUGCCAAACACCGCGCCUUCGUGGCCGCGUGCGCGGGCGGGCCGAUCCCCGCCGACCCCGAUCUGGGUGCAAAUUUCGGCUUGUUGGGGAUGUCCGAGCUCGGGGGCGAGCAAAAGGCAGAGCUCCAGAAGCUCCAGGAGCAGCUCAAGCAGCUCCGCAGGAAAACUGUGAAGUUCGUCAGUUUGCCGUCUGUCGGCGGUGCCUCUGGCGCGGAGUACGCAGUGGCGCAGAUGCUGGGCUGGCGGGGUGCGCUCAGCCUCGGGCGCCGCUUCGGGAGGAAGAAGAACGACGUUCGCGCGUUCAUCCUCUCAGCGGACUUGUUCCCGCCCAACGUCGUCGAGCAAGGCGCCAAGGCGAGGAUGAACGAGCAGAUGGCGUGUGACGAGGCGAAGUUCAAGCGCGUCAUCGAGUUCAUCUUGCAGAAGAGGCAGAAGGAUGAUGGCCUCAUCUUCCUCGACGGCAGGAGCCGCGCGAACUGCAGGGUAAUUGAGUCCUUCGAUGCGAAGUUGGAGUCAGGAGGCACCCGCGCGUGCGUCGAGUGCUGGUUCGUGCGCGAGCUACCGGCGAAGAAGGUAGGCCCGCGGUCCGCGGCCAGGGCGUCGAGCUACACGAAUAACAACAGGGAGACGGCCAUUUUCUCGAUGCCACUCAAGGGCCCGCCGCGGGAAGUGGUGCACCGUGCGGAGUUCAACGCGUGCGGCGAGUCCUCGACCGCAGACGCGUCAUGCAGCGGUAUCCCAAUGCGGCGUUUCUCCGAGCUCCCUCGCAUGGGCCACGAGACGAAGAUGGGCAUCUUGGGGGCUUCAUCUUGCGCUAGCGUUGACGGGGGGCAACCGCGCCUGCAGGGAGACAUCGGCUCGAAGGGCCACCCGUUCUCGCACGCCGAGGUGAGGCCGCUCAGCUUGUGGCAGACUAUCGUGGAGCACCACGAAGUGACCCGCGUCGUGGACUUCACUCCAGGUUCUGGCGCUUUGGCUGUUGCUGCCUCUGGCGCAAUUGAGUGCGAAGGCAUCGCUGCCAACGAUGCGCGCCGGGACUGGCUCGAUUCCAUCGUGGACAUGUGCGUGAUGUACAAGGCGGGUCACGAGGAGGGGUACGCGGAGCACUUGGGCGGCGACACCGAGUUCGUCGAGAAAGCCAGCAAGUAUUUCAGCGGAACCAUGAUGGACGCGAAACGUCUGUUGAUGCCAGUGGCCAGGGACGGCGAGGAUGAGGGGGAGGAGGGGGAUGGCGCGAGCUCGGACGACGAGUAG
Prorocentrum cordatum is the source of this 2838-nucleotide messenger RNA. NCBI's taxonomy places the organism in Eukaryota, Dinophyceae, Prorocentrales, Prorocentraceae. The record is from the annotation of a GenBank genome assembly.